Molecule: messenger RNA, 4138 nt
Organism: Lineus longissimus
Lineage: Eukaryota; Metazoa; Nemertea; Pilidiophora; Heteronemertea; Lineidae
Exons: 11
Coding region: 163-1158 (331 amino acids)
Molecular function (GO): protein binding
Source: RefSeq, a predicted model, not a curated record
UCGACUGCAACACCGGCGACGACAGCAUCAAGUUUAGUCGAUACAACGGGAGAAACGACGACAACAGGAGAAAAAUCUGACAGCAAAAAUAAACGUGUUGAAAAAAGUCAGUCCAUUUAAUCCCGAAUUUUCCAAAUGUACAUGAAAAUCAUGUAAUUAUUUAUGUGCAUAAGAUUCCGUGCAAUGAACAUCAUGACUUGUAAUGAUCAGUAUGAAUGUACUGAUGGCUCUUGCCAAGAUUUUGCUGAGUUCUGUCGUUCUACUCAUCCAGGAUGUAAGCCAACUUACACCCGCUACUGGUGUAUCCAUGAACAAUUGUGCCGCAAUGAUGACACGGAGUGUCUCCGUCCAUGUGGUUUUCGACAAGGUGCCUACAAUUAUAAUGUUACAUGCCACACUCAUGGACACCGGAAUCUCUGUGCAAGACAUCCCAAACAUUGCCCUGUUGAGUGCCCUUUCCCGAACAUCCAUCGCUGCCCAUCAGGGGACUGUGUGAAGAACGAUAACUAUUGCUUUUAUUGCCCGUUUAAACGCUGCGGGGACACUGGGUUGUGUUACAGUGAGAAGGAGGUCUGUGAUGGAAUGGCGUUCUGCCAAGACAACACAGAUGAGAAAGGAUGUACAGAUAACUCAUUACAGUCGCCUCCGUAUGGCUCAAUUGAUGUCGAUCCCUGGGUGCUGGCAAUUCUCAUCGGUGCUGGCAUGUUCCUGCUCAUAAUAUUUACGAUAUGCUGUUUCCGUACCAGAUAUGGAAAACGGGGCCGAGGAUUUCUGCUCAGUGGUGGUCGGAGAACUGGACGAGGCAUUUCAACUAUUUUACCGGGGCGGGCACAGCUUCAGAGUGGGAUGAUACAGCUACGAUUACGCGAAGGUGAUGCACGGGAAAGCGUAUACAUGUACCUGACAUCCCUGAUGAUGACGCCAUUAGCGAUCGAUGGCUUGGACACCGUCUUUUUAUAUCGUGAUGAAAUGCGACGGAGUAAUGAGAGUCCGACGGAGAAUCCCUCAGCUGCACCACCGCCAUCUUAUACAUAUGUUAUUCAGAAUGACGAGAAAUUUAAGAAGCCAGAAAAUCAGGACCAGAUCGACUCUGGAUUGCCUACUUAUGCCGAAGCUGUUGAAAUCCUCUUGGAAAGUUCAAAUCGCAGUCCACCAUGAUAGCAGCUUUCACACCUGGAUAAGCUUAAAUGCUGGAAUUUCAUGGUUCUUGAUAUUUUUUAAGUUGAUUUGGAAUAUUUUUAAGUGAAUUGGAGGACUUUUCUUGUACAGAUCAUUGGGUUCCUUAUGAAUGUAAAAAUACGGAUUUAUGAAUGGUCCAAUGUGGAUUUAUUUCUGUGAACUGAAAUUGAUUUAGAAUACUAUUCAGGAGCUGCUUUCUGUAGAAACCAUGAAUUGUUAAUCAGGAGUUUAUUUCCAUUGAUUUGUAAAACAUUAUUCAAUAUUAAUUAUAAUUAUUAAUCAUGGAUGGUGAUAUGAUAUGAGCAAGUUUUCAUAAUAGUGUAUAAAUGUAAAGAAUGUGAGGUUGCAGAAAAAAGUGAUCUGGUUAUAUUUGAUAUAAUUACUUGUGAGCAUUGAAUAAAAUGGCAGUUUGAGUCGCGAUUUGAUGUCAGAUAACAUGUAUAACAAACAAUGUUCGUGUUGACAUUAAUUAUCAAGAAACAACGACAAUUGACUGAAUUGAAUGAAAGUGAUAUCUGAUGGUUUUGUGUGGAUUAGGACCCUGAAAAUUUAGAAUUUCUUAAGAAUAGAGAGGCGUCAAGCCUCCCUGCCUGAUCUAUUUUGCAUUGUUCAUUCAUGGUUGUUAUUCGUUGACAAACCUCAUUGCCUUACUUAAUUGCACAAACCUAUUUUUAUGACUCGGUUGUUAUUCCAUGUAAUGUAAUGCUGCAAAUACCAAUAAAACACAUGCUGAAUUAUCUGCUUAUUCACCCUGAGGCAUGCAAUCAGUGAAAACCUCUCCUAGAAUCUCCCACCACCCCUGAGUCAGCCAUCUCUCCGAGUGAGUCCCGCCUCAGACUAGAUGCAUGGAUGGUCCAUACAAGGACCUGGUUUAGUGAUGCCCUUCAGUUGGAGGCUUGAUAUGCUCGGAGAAGUGGUUGACCUUGACGCAGAGAAGUGGGAGACCCUCCGAGAGGUGGUUGCUGCUUCAGGAGUUGUUGAUAUGGAGUGCCUCUGCUAGACAUGGCUGAUUCCAACCUAAUCAGUGUUCACAGUGUAUUGAAUGAAAAUCAACAUGUGAGGCCCGAAUCCACCUUAUUUAUGAAUGAAAAAUGUUUAGCUAAAACAGUGUAUCGGCUAUAAAAGCACUCUUUGGGCCAAAACCCUGAUGGGCUGAAAACUGUUUGAGCUGGAACACUGAUUGGAGUAAAACACUGUUACAGGUGUACUUAGCUAGCCUGGACAUGUACAGUUUGUAUAUUAACAUGAUUUUGAGCAAAAAAACAUUGAUAUAGUGGUCCAAUUUUACCCGCUUUGUGUAAUCCAAAUGAUAAGUUACAUGUAUAGUGUGAAUUUGUUGUUGGCAUGAAGUUAUCUGUUGUUUUACACAUACAAAUAGAAAUACACCUGCUCUUGACAAAAAUGUGGAAAGUAUUUUGACUGACUAUCGGUUCAUCUACAUAAAAAAUUGAAAUUUGUAAGUUGAAUUUGGAUGUCAAUGGAAUUUAGCAAAGGAUUGAAGCUAUUUUUUCAUGGCAUAGUUUUUCAGGACUGUUUUGAAUUAUUUCAGUACCUUAUUGAGCGUAGCCUGUGCUGCUCAACAUCACAUACCAAAACGAUUAGAAGUUUUAACAUUGAUUGGGAAUUGGUCGAGUGGUUGCAAUUUUCCAUCACAAUGAUACAUUACAUUGAUCUGAGUGUGCAAUGUCUCUAUUUAGGAAGCAUUAUCACAUCCCGUUUGCUGCUGAUUGUCAAAUCUCUUGAAAAAUGAGAGCCUUAGAAAUUCUUUGGCGUGGCUUACUGCAUUUCACUGUGCCUUAGUGUUGUAAUUACAAUGAAGCUAUUUAUUGGCUGUUAUUAAGUAUCCUUUGUUAGAAGGAUGGUUUCUGGUUCCUGAUUUAAAUACCAGGUCUUGUGAGUAUAAAUUGCUAAAAUGGUAGGGCGGACUUUUCGAUUCUCAAAUGGACCAAGUUGAUCUGUUCUGUUCAGGUUUGUGGGUCAUUGAUAAAAUUCAAACAUACGAAAUAAGAGUUAGUUCAAGUAUGCUUGCAUGCUCAUGGCUAGGGGAGAGGGGUAUGGCUCUGAAGUUUGUUUAAAUAUUUUAUCAAUGGCUUGUCGAGGAGUGCUCUAAACCAAAGGGACAAUGCAUGUGUGCUUUAUUGUGUUUUAUUAAUGUAAUAAUAUAAUUUCCUGAAAAUUUAUUCUCCUGUAGUCAUGUAACCUGAUAUGUGGUUUCUAAUAAUCUACAUGUGUACUGUCAAGUUUUUGAUCAUUCUGAGUGGGGUCAAACAGUAUUAUGCGUGGAGUUCCUUUAGUUGCCAAUAAGGUUACCAAUGUUGCCAAAGAGGACUAUCCUCUGAUAUGAUCGCACAACUUGAAAAAAAUGCCUACAGUAUGAUUUUCAAAGUUCAACAAGCAAGAUGUCUGCAAAAGGUUUGUAUGCAUCUGAGAGCUCCCCAUACGCUCAGAAACUCUGUUAAAUUCAUAAUCGCCAGCCUGGUGUUAUCUUGAAACACCCCUCCGUUAAAGGUCCAUGCUACAGUCAUGUUUACCAUUAACAUUAGAAUUGAAAUAAUUUUUGCUUGUUAUACAUGUAGGCUUUUCCAGAAAUAAAUGACCACUUGUUCAUGAGCCGCUGUGUAAAAACUACUGGGCUGAUUAUUGAAAGGUUUCAUCAAUAGUCGGCCAGAAGUAAGCGGUACUGAGCAAAAAAUGUUCUGUGGUCAUUCCGAAAAACCCUGUAGUGUUAAGGGUUGACCAUAGGCACCACCGUUUUGGCUAGAACUUGAAAUCCAAAAGCAUCCUCUAAUUACUUAAGGAUUCCAAGUUCUGGCCAAAAUGGUGGUGCCUAUGGUCAACCCUUAAAAUAGAAAUGAAAAAGUGGAUGUAAAAGCUAAAAGUAUACCACACCUGAGAGUUGUAACUGCUUCAUAUAAUUGUUGUAAAUAGGGAGUAGAUUGUGAUUAUAGUUAACAUAAUA